Myxocyprinus asiaticus (Chinese sucker) is the source of this 1091-nucleotide messenger RNA. Its product is annotated as transmembrane protein 17A. Gene Ontology annotation, biological process: non-motile cilium assembly. The coding region runs from base 54 to 722 and encodes 222 amino acids. The transcript is spliced from 4 exons. Gene Ontology annotation, cellular component: ciliary transition zone. NCBI's taxonomy places the organism in Eukaryota, Metazoa, Chordata, Actinopteri, Cypriniformes, Catostomidae. The record is from RefSeq and is a predicted model, not a curated record.
AAACCAAAAGGGAGCUGCAUGACUGACUGUUCGAGUGUUUAAUGUAGUCUGCCAUGCCUGUGUUUUACACACCUAUUCCUCAGAAUCUGAGAGUAGGUCUGGCUAAUAUAAGUGGGUCAGUGUUUAUAAAUAACAGGACGAGAGACAGUGGAGACUUCAGGGAUCCUUAUCAGGAUAAUGAAGUGUGCAGUGAGGUCUCGUCUCAUCUCUCACUGCAGAUGUUGCUGUAUUUCAACAUGUUCUUCUUCCCCUUUUGGUGGAUUUCUGAGGUUGUGAUGCUGGAAUUAAAGUUCUCUUUACUGCCAACGUAUUACCAGUGCUUGUUGGUGACAGGAAUGGUGCUGAUCAGCAUAUUUGAAGUGUUGCGAGUGUAUCUGGGUUACAUGGGGAACCUCAAAGAGAAGGUUCCAGAGUUAGCUGGAUUCUGGCUGAUCUCCUUCCUCUUCCAGCUGCCUAUACUCCUCUUCUUCAUCACUGAUCAAGACAUCAUCAUCCUUCCUCUAGAGUGGGCCGUUCACUCUCUCUACCUGGCCUUCCUCCUGGCCGAGGUGCUGGCAUCGUUUCUCGCCCUGCGGGUCAUGACUCGUAAACUUGCUCUGCAGUUUCACAUGAGACAGUUUGGCCCCGUCCAGAGUCUCCAUACAGGAGAAGCUCUGCCUCUGUUUGCACUUCAGUAUGGGGGCAGGAGUGUGUUGCCUGUAAGAGACAUCCAGCCACACUGAGACAUCAUGCUCCUGGUGGUUAAAGAUCUGGAUUGAAAAAUCUAAUGGUUGUAGUUAUAAAUCAUGCAAAGUGUACUCCUCGAAAUGAUCAUCAUUGUGACUUUGAAGAAGAUAUUGGUUCAAGAGACUGCUGCUGUUAUUAGUUUACUGCAAGUCACAGUUUAAUGACAGCUUACUGAUCAACUACUGUUGUGUUAUGUGUAAAAUAUACAACACUUUAAUAAGUAGACAUGUUUUAAAAUCAAUUCAUAUCAUUUUAUUUAUACAUCUUCUAUCCUUAUUCAUUUGAACCCAUUUCUAAAUUAAACUUUUACCAUUUUUUAUUUCCUUAUUGAUUUAUGUUUUUAAAUGAUUUUGAAUUUCCUUUUA